AUAACUCCAUGGACUCCGGUAAUUUGAAAGUCUGCGAACAGCUCGCUGCUCCGAUAUCAGCGUAGGCUUCUAACUAGUCGUGCAAAUCAAAAAAGGACCUAGUUAAUAACACGAAAACUUGCGUGAUUAAUCAAGCGGUUAUUUCUGUAGUUAUUCACUAAUAAUUUUCGUUUUUGGUAAAGCAAGACACUCGACAAUGGCUUCAAAAGUGAACACUUUUCUAAAUUUCGACACUGGGUGUGCUGGGGAAAGCGAGUUGAUUGCAAUAGGGCAAAAUAAUGCAAACGGCAGCUUUUUAAUUCACCAUAUUAUUUCUUCCGCGAUUAAGGAGAAGAGAUGUGUAUGUUUACUGAGUUUUGUUCAGAAAUUUCAUCAUUACAAUUCAAUCUCAAGAAAGUUGGGAGUAAAUUUGCAGACGGCACAGAGCGCAAUACAAUUUGUUUUCCUUGACGGCCUCGACGUUCUGCUUCAGACGUUUUUCGUGGAAGACUGCUCAAGUACUUGUCGUAAAAAUAUAGGUGUCUUCAGGAAGCUGAGAGAAGAAAUUUUGAGUACUUUGUCGAGAUUUAUGGAGACUUCCAAUUCAGUACCACUUGUGAUUAUAGACGAUGUAUCUGUACUCGUAAGCCUAGGGUUUGGAUCGGACAGUGUUGGGAUAUUUGUCAACAGUUUGAUCUCAGAAGUCAUAGAUCGUGUCAUAAAAAUAGCAGGACCCCAAGAAACCGGAGGAAGCAAGAUACCAUCAAUAGUAAUACUUUCUUCCUAUUCAGAAUCAGACAGGGAGUCUGUUUACUUAUGGAAACUACUAUCACAUAUUUCUUCCAUAAGUGUAAAUGUGACAGGUUUGGAAACAGGAUACUGCAAGGAUGUACAUGGACAGGUAACUGCUGUAUGGCAUGACAGGUACAACCAUCCAAGACCUCAUCAGAGAAAGAUACUCCAGUUUAAAUUAUCUGAGACCAGCGUGGAAUUCUUUGCUUCGGGAAUGUCACCUGCUGUUCUUUGAUGGUGAAAGACAGAUAUUCAUUAACUGGGCAAAAGUAAAUGCAACCGAAGAUAAAUAUUUUAAUGAAAAGAAGUUUACCAAGGUGGGAAAUGUGUAUAAAACACAAGACUAAUCAUAGAACUGAUGCAAUCAAUUUUACUUAGCAAGAAUUUUUAUUUGAUUUAUUUAUUCCAUGGCCAUUGCCCUAUGGAAGGGGGAACAACAAAUAUGACAAUAUUACAUGAUAUGAAAUAUACAAUUUUGUCGUAUUCUACUAAUAAAAAAUUAUGCAUGAAUAUAUUGUAACACUUUGUGAAAAACCAUUCACACUAGCUGACUAGUAGAAAUAACUGCCGUUAACCAUACAUAAUUUCCAGACUUGCAAUCAUUUUAUGGCAAAUUUGUUAAUUUUAAAUGUAUUAAAAAAAACCAAAAAGACAGAUUUUUAAUGGUAUUUUUUAUGCUAACAAUACACUCAGUUUUGAUACAUUUGGCAUAGUAUAAAAUCUCCAAUGUAAAUAUCUACCUCUAAAGUGCAAGUUUCACAUUGUAGUACAAAGUGUACUUUAUCUUUCUGUUACUUUACAUGAGGGACACAUUAAGUCUUGUAUGGAUGUGUUGUUUGUGUUGAAAAUAGCAAACCGCAAUACUAGAAACGCCUACUCUAAAUUUUGUCAAUUCGGUAAUGAAGGUCUAAAUUCAUUGAUGAAUGUUUUACAGUCUACCAUACCAUACAUACAAUAAAAGAAGAAUCUGUCACUUGAAGUUGGA
This is a messenger RNA of Pomacea canaliculata, 1756 nucleotides long. Its product is annotated as elongator complex protein 6-like. Lineage: Eukaryota; Metazoa; Mollusca; Gastropoda; Architaenioglossa; Ampullariidae. The transcript has 2 exons. The record is from RefSeq and is a predicted model, not a curated record. The coding region runs from base 197 to 1006 and encodes 269 amino acids. Gene Ontology annotation, cellular component: elongator holoenzyme complex. Gene Ontology annotation, biological process: tRNA wobble uridine modification.